Jaculus jaculus (lesser Egyptian jerboa) is the source of this 6615-nucleotide messenger RNA. RefSeq names its product signal induced proliferation associated 1 like 2 (gene Sipa1l2). Gene Ontology annotation, molecular function: GTPase activator activity; protein binding. Lineage: Eukaryota; Metazoa; Chordata; Mammalia; Rodentia; Dipodidae. The transcript is spliced from 22 exons. The record is from RefSeq and is a predicted model, not a curated record. Gene Ontology annotation, biological process: activation of GTPase activity; regulation of small GTPase mediated signal transduction. Gene Ontology annotation, cellular component: cytoplasm. Bases 346 to 5517 code for a protein of 1723 amino acids.
CGGCGGGCGGCGAGGCGGCGGCCCCAGGACUCACCGCCCUGCGCGCGCCGGCCGUAGCAGGUCCGGUUGGAUCGUGGCUCCGAGGUGAAUGAGAUGUGUAUGACCAGAUGUCUUAAGGAAUGCUACUGAAAAGAACAGAGGUGGUGACGUUAUCGAGGCAAUUGGGAAGCAUGUUGGCUUUGGAGAAACUGUUCUCUGAGGAUGUUGUUUCCUUUGGGUGAAAAGGCGAAAAAUACCACUACAGGCCACUCUUCAUGUCUGCAUUCGUCCUAGCACUUUCAGUGGCCAUGGAGGAGGAUUUACACCAGGGUUGCUGGUGAGACACUGCUUUCAGCCUCUGUGGACAUGAGCGACUCAAGGCCUUCUCAGGCAGAGAAACACAAGCUCAGCAGAGCCUCCUCCAAGUUCAAGGACCCUCCUAGAAUCAUGCAGUCCGAUGACUAUUUUGCUAGGAAAUUUAAAGCCAUCAAUGGCAACAUGGGACCUGCUACUUUAAAUGCCUCAAAUCCAGCUGACGGGGGUGGUGGUGGUGGGCCAGUCAAUGGUACACCAGCAAUGCCCAAGAUGGGCGUGAGGGCCAGAGUGUCCGAGUGGCCUCCCAAGAAGGACUGCUCUAAGGACUUGACCUGCAAGACACUGUGGGAAAGCCGAUCUCAGUCCAGCUACGAGAGUGUCGCCUCCAUCAGCCAGAACGGGCAGAACGACCAGGGUGAUGGUGCACAGGAGGAGCAGAUCGAUCUGGAUUUUGUCGAGGCGAAGUACACCAUCGGGGACAUCUUUGUCCAUUCUCCUCAGAGAGGACUCCACCCCAUACGUCAGAGGAGCAACAGCGAUGUCACCAUCAGCGACAUCGAUGCCGAGGACGUCCUGGAUCAACGCGCGGUCAACCCCAACACCGGGGCCGCCCUGCACCGGGAGUAUGGGAGCACGUCAUCUAUCGACAGGCAGGGCUUGUCCGGGGAGAAUGUCUUUGCCAUGCUUCGAGGGUAUCGAGUGGAGAAUUAUGACCCCAAGACAUCUGGCUCCUUUGGAUUCCCUGAAUUCUUCCCCUGCGACACGGCCAUCUCCCCAAGCCUCCAUGCCGCAGCCCAGAUUUCUAGAGGAGAGUUUGUCCGUGUCUCCGGAUUGGACUACAUGGACAGGGCCCUCUUGAUGGGGAGGGGCAGGGACAAACCCUUCAAGCGCAGGUUAAAAUCCGAAUCUGUAGAAACGUCGCUCUUCCGAAAGCUGCGGACCGCGAAAAGUGAACACGAGGCGUUCAAGUUCACUUCUGAGCUGGAGGAGGGCCGCCUGGACCGGGGCGUCCGCCCCUGGAGCUGCCAGCGCUGCUUCGCCCAUUACGACGUGCAGAGCAUCCUGUUCAACAUCAACGAGGCCAUGGCCACGCGCGCCAGCGUGGGGAAGAGGAAGAACAUCACCACGGGGGCCUCAGCGGCCUCCCAGGCCCCGGCGUCGUCGGCAGGCCCGGCGGGCGGCUGUGAGUCCCCCCUAGGGAGCAAGGAGAACCUGAACUCCAAGGAGAACCCGGACGCCGACGAGGGCGACGGGAAGAGCAACGACCUGGUCCUCAGCUGCCCUUACUUCCGAAAUGAGACAGGUGGGGAGGGCGACCGCCGCAUCGCGCUCUCCAGGGCCAGCUCGGCCUCCUUCAGCUCGGGGGAGAGCUGCUCCUUUGAAUCGUCCCUCAGCUCGCAUUGCACCAACGCGGGCGUUUCUGUCCUGGAAGUGCCUCGAGAAAACCAGCCCAUCCACAGGGAGAAAGUCAAGCGCUACAUCAUUGAGCACAUUGACCUCGGGGCCUACUACUACCGCAAGUUCUUCUACGGGAAAGAACACCAAAACUACUUUGGACUGGAUGAAAACCUUGGCCCUGUGGCCGUCAGCAUCCGGAGGGAGAAGGUGGAGGACCCCAAAGAGAAAGAAGGAUCCCAGUUCAACUACAGGGUGGCCUUCAGGACGAGCGAGCUCACGACCCUGAGAGGAGCGAUCCUGGAAGACGCGGUCCCCUCCACAGCCCGGCACGGCACCGCCCGGGGCCUGCCCCUCAAGGAGGUCCUGGAGUACGUGAUCCCUGAGCUGAGCAUCUCGUGCCUGCGCCAGGCCUCCAGCUCUCCCAAGGUCCCCGAGCAGCUGCUAAAGCUUGACGAGCAAGGGCUGAGCUUUCAACAUAAGAUUGGGAUCCUGUACUGCAAAGCCGGCCAGAGCACAGAGGAGGAAAUGUACAACAACGAGACGGCGGGGCCGGCCUUCGAAGAGUUCCUGGACCUCCUGGGCCAGAGAGUGCGGCUGAAAGGCUUCAGCAAAUACCGAGCCCAGCUGGACAAUAAGACGGAUUCCACAGGAACUCACUCCCUCUACACCACGUAUAAAGACUACGAGCUCAUGUUCCACGUGUCCACCCUGCUCCCGUACAUGCCCAGCAACAGACAGCAGCUUCUGAGGAAGAGGCACAUUGGGAACGACAUCGUCACCGUUGUCUUCCAGGAGCCAGGGGCACUCCCGUUCACCCCCAAGAACAUCCGCUCCCACUUCCAGCAUGUCUUCGUCAUAGUGAAAGUGCACAACCCGUGCACAGAAAACGUGUGCUACAGUGUUGGAGUUUCCAGGUCAAAGGACGUGCCACCCUUCGGCCCCCCAAUUCCCAAAGGCGUAACUUUUCCAAAGUCAGCCGUAUUCCGGGACUUCCUUUUAGCCAAAGUAAUCAAUGCAGAAAAUGCAGCCCAUAAAUCAGAAAAAUUCCGCGCCAUGGCCACUCGAACAAGGCAAGAGUACUUGAAGGACCUAGCUGAGAACUUCGUCACGACUGCCACAGUGGAUCCCUCUGCGAAAUUCAGCUUCAUCACCUUGGGUGCAAAGAAGAAGGAACGAGUGAAACCCAGGAAGGACGCCCACCUGUUCAGCAUCGGGGCCAUCAUGUGGCACGUGGUGGCACGGGACUUUGGCCAGUCAGCAGACAUUGAGUGUCUUCUUGGGAUUUCCAAUGAGUUCAUCAUGUUAAUCGAGAAGGCGUCCAAGAACGUUGUGUUUAACUGUUCCUGCAGGGAUGUGAUUGGGUGGACGUCUGGAUUAAUGAGCAUCAAGGUCUUCUACGAGAGAGGGGAAUGUAUAUUGCUGUCCUCUGUGGAUCGGUGCACAGAAGACAUUCGCGAAAUCGUGCAGCGGCUCGUGAUAGUGACGAGAGGCUGCGAGACGGUGGAAAUGACCCUGAGGAGGAACGGAUUGGGCCAGCUCGGCUUCCACGUGAACUUUGAAGGCAUAGUGGCUGAUGUGGAGCCCUUUGGCUUUGCCUGGAAGGCCGGCCUUCGCCAGGGGAGCCGGCUCGUGGAAAUCUGCAAGGUGGCUGUGGCCACGCUGACCCACGAACAGAUGAUUGACCUGCUGCGGACGUCUGUGACUGUGAAAGUUGUCAUCAUCCAGCCCCACGAUGAUGGCUCUCCACGCAGAGGCUGUUCGGAGCUCUGUCGGAUUCCCAUGGUGGAGUACAAGCUGGACAGCGAGGGCACGCCCUGCGAGUACAAGACCCCCUUCAGGAGAAACACCACCUGGCACCGCGUGCCCACGCCAGCCCUGCAGCCUGUUCCCAGGGCCUCACCCGUGCCCGGAACACCCGACCGUCUUCAGUGCCAGCCGCUGCUCCAGCAGGCACAGGCCGCCAUCCCCAGAAGCACUUCCUUCGACCGGAAGCUGCCUGAUGGCACCAGAAGCUCUCCCAGCAACCAGUCAUCCUCCAGCGACCCUGGACCUGGCGCGAGCGGACCCUGGAGACCACAAGUGGGCUAUGACGGGUGUGCGUCCCCUCUGCUGCUUGAGCACCAGGGCCCAGGCCCCGUGGAGUGUGACGGAGCCAGGGACCAUGAGGACGCCAUGGAGGGAGGCAGGCUGUCAGAAACCAAGUGGCAUGGCGCACCUUCCAAAGUCCUGAGCUCCUACAAAGACAGAGCACUGCAGAAGGAGGCGGCCUGCAAAGACUCUCCCAGCAAGCUUUCUCACGUCGGCGAUAAGAGCUGCUCCAGCACCUCCAGUAGCAACACGCUCUCCAGCAACACCUCCAGCAACAGCGACGACAAGCACUUUGGCUCAGGGGACCUGAUGGACCCUGAGAUGCUGGGGCUGACCUACAUCAAAGGGGCCUCCACUGACAGUGGCAUCGACACUGCCCCGUGCAUGUCUGCCUCCAUCCUCGGCCCCGUGCACCUGACGGGAAGCAGGUCUCUGAUCCACAGCCGCGCCGAGCAGUGGGCCGACGCGGCCGACAUCUCGGGAGCUGACGACGAGCCGGCCAAGAUGUACGCUCUGCACGGCUAUCCCGCCGCCAUCUCCACCAGCGGCGCCCCUGAGGGCAGCAUGGGUGACCUGAGCGAGAUAUCGUCUCACUCCAGCGGCUCUCACCAUUCAGGAAGCCCCUCGGCUCACUGUUCCAAAAGCAGUGGGUCUCUGGACACCUCCAAAGUCUACAUCGUGUCUCACAGUGGCAGUCAGCAGGUGCCCGGGGCCCUGGCCAAGCCCUACCACAGACAAGGGGCAGCAAGUAAAUACAUCAUUGGCUGGAAAAAGUCAGAAGGCAGCCCGCCGCCCGAGGAGCCGGACGUGUCUGAAUGUCCCCAGAUAUAUAGUGAGAUAGACGUCAUGUCCGCUGCCACACAGCAUCAGGCCGUCGUGGGAGACGCCAUCUCAGAACCUCAGCAUGUCCUGUCCAAAGACGACUUCCUGAAGCUGAUGCUUCCUGACAGCCCCUUAGUGGAGGAGGGGAGACGAAAGUUUUCUUUCUAUGGGAACCUGUCUCCGCGGAGGUCGCUGUACCGCACGCUGUCCGACGAGAGCGUGUGCAGCAGCCGCAGGGCCUCGUCCUUCGCCAGCUCCCGGAGCUCCAUCCUUGACCAGGCUCUGCCCAACGACAUUCUGUUCAGCAGCACGCCACCCUACCACAGCACGCUGCCUCCGCGGACGCACCCCGCACCCAGCAUGGGAAGCCUGCGAAAUGAGUUCUGGUUCUCCGAUGGGUCCUUAUCGGAUAAGUCCAAGUGCGCAGAUCCUGGCUUGAUGCCUCUUCCAGACACUGCCAUGGGGUUAGAUUGGAACCACCUUGUGGACGCUGCACGGGCAUUUGAAGGUCUUGACUCAGACGAAGAACUGGGGCUUCUCUGUCACCACGCCUCCUACCUAGACCAGAGGGUGGCCUCCUUCUGCACCCUGACAGACCUGCAGCAUGGGCAAGAGCUGGAAGGGGCUUCAGAGCUGCCCCUGUGUGUAGACCCUGCCAGCGGCAAGGAGUUCAUGGACACACCAGGGGAGCGCUCACCCUCCACACUGACAGGGAAAGUCAACCAGCUAGAGCUGGUACUCCGACAACUACAGACAGACCUUCGGAAGGAGAAACAGGACAAGGCAGUACUGCAGGCUGAGGUCCAGCAUCUGAGGCAGGACAACAUGAGGCUGCAGGAGGAGUCACAGACUGCCACAGCUCAGCUCCGCAAGUUUACCGAGUGGUUCUUCAGCACCAUCGACAAGAAGACCUGACCAGCCGCCCCCCCACCCUCAUGCAGGGACCACAGGGCUGGCCUGCCUGGUGUCCCUCGAAGGUCGCCAACCCGGCUUUUACAUGCGCUUUCCACCACCUAUAGGUAGAUGUCUCACUGUUCGGCUCUGUGUCACACCAUUCACCCCAGCAAGACGGGCCUCAACUGCUUUUGGAUAGCCACAGCGGAAGAUGAAUGUAACUCCUGGUAAAGGCAGAUGUAGCCGGCUGCUGGCUGAGAGGCUCACCAGACAGUGCUCUGGCCUGGGCUUCCCUGGGGAGGAGUAUAGGUGGUACUUUGUCAAGCAGGUGACUCACAGAGAUGUUAAGCCAGUGUCCCAUAGCCAGGGUAUAGUAAUGUAAAAUAAACAUGGAGGCAAAUAACCAGACAUAUACUUUAACGUUAAAGGUGCUCUAUUUUUUUGGAUGUACAGUAGUUUUAUUUCCACAGCCACAUUAUCAUAGCAAUAAGAAGGGAGGCACAGUAAGUAGUUGGCAAGCUUUGUCAGGGCUGAAAGCACUGAUGUGUUUAACACUAGUUCGAAUGCUGUUACUAUAGAGACUUAUUUAUUUGCAGGAACAAAUGGUGCCUGAUAUUAACAGUGUUCUGAUUUUUGUUUGAAGAAAAUAGUCUGCCUUGUAAUCAGCUUGACCUUCGACCUGUCAGUAGUCACUUCAGCGCUUAGGCUCACUUCUGUACAGUUGCUCCGCUGAUAAGAGUCGAUUUGCUUUACCUGCUAGGGCUCCCCAGAGGCUGUGAGCCAGUGGGAUCACGUGUACAAUGUCAGAUUUGUUUAUCUUUGUACAGAAGCUCCGAUGGAUUGUCUUGUAUUUAACACCCUUAUUUAAGCUUAUUUAACCUUAAGUUGUUAAUUUUAUGAGAUGUGGUUUCACCCACACUAGCUGCAGUGAGGGAGGGCGAUGGCAGUGAACGCAGUGCUGACCGCACUCGCCCCGGGUGGAUGGAAGAGGUGGGCGGACGAAGGCCUGGACGCUGCUAGUCACACGUCAUCUGUAUUGCUUUACCAUUUCUAACUGUUACAUUUGAGAUGAACAUACAUUUUGCUUUUCUAAUAAAUGUUUAAAAGAAGUCCACACAA